AUAGAACAAAUAGGAUGGCGUUUCCCAACGUGAUAACACGUAACGGGUGAAUGAUUUAAAAAAAAAAAAAAGAAAGAAACUCACGUCACGCUUUAGAUAGGCGAAUAAAGAAAGUGUAGUUAGGUUGUGUGUGGCUGACCGGAAUAGCACUCCGAGCAGAAGGUCUUUGGGCUUUGGAUUGAGUUCUUAUGGCUGCAAGCGGUAUAAAGGUUAUUUCGCCGUGGCGACUUUUCAGAGCUUCUCAGGUGUUUAGGAUCCCUGGUGUUCAGCUUCACACCACUGGUGCAUUGAUGGGGGCAUCAGUGGAGGACUUCAAUAAUGCCAAGGCUCAACUUGGCACACUAAAGAAGGAUCCUGGCAAUCAUGUCAAACUCAAGAUUUAUGCCCUCUUUAAACAGGCCACACAGGGACCCUGUAACACACCUAAACCAGGAAUGUUAGAUUUUGUGAACAAGGCAAAGUGGGAUGCCUGGAAGUCACUGGAGUCUGUGUCACAGGAGGAGGCCAGGCAGCAGUAUGUGGACCUCAUUAAGUCCCUGGUGAGUGCAGAAGGACCAGCUGUGGCGACACCACCCCCAGAAAGUGCACAGGCCUUUCAGUCCUUAUUGGUCACCACAGAAGAUGGCAUCACCACCAUCCGAUUCAACAGACCAGAAAAGAAGAAUGCUAUCACCUUGGAUAUGUAUAAAGAACUGAUUGAUGCUCUACAUCAUGCUGGAAAAGACGAUUCUGUUAUUACAGUCAUGACUGGCAGUGGUGACUUCUACUGCAGUGGUAAUGACCUGAACAACUUCACUGGCAUCCCACAAGGGGGCAUUGAAAAGAUGGCUAAGGAUUCUGGGGAGUUACUCAAGCAUUAUGUGAAGGCCUACAUUGAUUUCCCCAAACCUUUGAUCGCUGUUGUAAAUGGACCAGCUUUGGGAGUGUCAGUCACAGUACUUGGCCUUUUUGAUGUUGUCUAUGCCACAGAAAGUGCAACAUUCCACACCCCCUUUAGCCAGCUGGGGCAGAGUCCUGAGGGCUGCUCUUCUUACACCUUCCCUAAAAUUAUGGGUAACGCAAAGGCCAGCGAGAUGCUGCUCUUUAAUAAGAAGGUGACUGCCACCGAGGCAUGUAACCUGGGACUGGUGACGGAAGUCUUUCCUGAUGGCAGCUUUCAGUCAGAGGUGUGGACCAGGCUUAAGGCGUAUGCCAAAUUACCCCCAAAGUCUCUGGCCCUGUCGAAGCAGCUGAUCCGCAGCAAGGAGAAGGAGAAACUCCAUGCUGUGAAUGACGCCGAGGUGGAGAGGCUGAUAGAGCGAUGGCUCUCUGACGAGUGCAUGCAGGCCAUUAUGAACUUCUUCCAGGCCAAGCCCAAACUGUGAAGACCCUGCAUUGAGAAAUGUAGUAAAUUUAAUAUACUUCAAUAAGGGAGAAUAUGAUGUCUUCAGAGUGGUAGUAUGACCAGUUUGCCCACAGGAAAGAUAACUUUUUUUUCUGCUGAGAGCAAUUUAAAUUGUUCACUAAAAAUGCCUUCCUAGACUGUCUUGAUUGUUUUUGUACAUCUAUAACCAGUCUGUGUGCCUUACAGAAGAACUCUAUAUAUUUCUCCCCCCCCACACACUUUUCUGCAAAAAUGUCAAUUGAAGAGCAGUGUUAUUCAUAGAGGUGAUCUUUUACUGACUGUAUGUAUGGAAUUAAAAGGAGUGAAAACCAA
Messenger RNA from Electrophorus electricus (electric eel), 1696 nucleotides. RefSeq names its product enoyl-CoA delta isomerase 2 (gene eci2). NCBI's taxonomy places the organism in Eukaryota, Metazoa, Chordata, Actinopteri, Gymnotiformes, Gymnotidae. Gene Ontology annotation, molecular function: delta(3)-delta(2)-enoyl-CoA isomerase activity; fatty-acyl-CoA binding. The record is from RefSeq and is a predicted model, not a curated record. Gene Ontology annotation, cellular component: mitochondrion; peroxisome.